This is a messenger RNA of Belonocnema kinseyi, 843 nucleotides long. RefSeq names its product sentrin-specific protease 8-like. Lineage: Eukaryota; Metazoa; Arthropoda; Insecta; Hymenoptera; Cynipidae. Bases 167 to 814 code for a protein of 215 amino acids. Gene Ontology annotation, molecular function: deNEDDylase activity; cysteine-type peptidase activity. The transcript has 2 exons. Gene Ontology annotation, biological process: proteolysis. The record is from RefSeq and is a predicted model, not a curated record.
GCCAAAGUUAGGAUGGCAUGCCUAGUCCCGUGUUUCCUAUGUCCAUGGUCCAUGCACUCAGGUGACAGUUGUCAUCAUCAUGGCUGAGUCCGUCAGUCGCUCAGUUUAGCUUGGUUUAGCAUUAGUCAGAAAUUAUGAACUAAGGAGAGCCACACAAACAUAAAACAUGAGUCUCAAUGAAAAAAUAGUUCUUAGUUACCAUGAUUGUGUUCUUCGACAAUUAGAUGUGGAUUUACUACUAGGGCCCAACUGGAUAAAUGAUACAUUGAUCGGAUUUUAUUUCGAGUAUUUGGGAAAGAAACUAGAAUCAUCAAACAACUCAGAAAUUUUAUAUGCGAGCCCCGAACUGACUCAACUCUUAAAACUAACACCUUCAUCCCAACUUUCUAGUUUCCUCGAUCCACUGGAUGCAUCAGAGAAAAAAUUCAUAUUUUUCCCUCUAAACAACUGUGAAAAGAGAGACUCGGCAGGAGGUUCUCACUGGAGUCUGUUAGUAUUUUCCAAAGUGGAAAAUACGUUUUUCCACUUUGAUUCUUUCGGCAGUUCCAACGAAAGCAUUGCUAGACAUUUUGCAAGAAAUCUCGACAGAUAUUUACUUGGCAAAGAAGUUGGACAAUUCUUGGAGAUAAAUUGCCCCCAACAAGACAAUUGCGUUGAUUGUGGAUUAUUCGUCAUGUGCAUUUCAGAGCUUCUGACGGAACAUGUUUUAAACAAAUCUCAAAUACACGGGUAUAAUUUAGACACUGUUAAGAGAAUGGUGUUGGGAAAAAGGGAAAAUUUGUUAGAAUUAAUAAAAACGCUGACUCCUGCUUGAUUUUAUGAAUAAAGCCCAAUUUAUUAAAA